Molecule: messenger RNA, 1638 nt
Organism: Paramecium tetraurelia
Lineage: Eukaryota; Ciliophora; Oligohymenophorea; Peniculida; Parameciidae
Exons: 6
Molecular function (GO): protein binding
Source: RefSeq, a predicted model, not a curated record
AUGGUCGUCCACCUAAGUUAGUAGGAGUGUGUUAAUUUGGUGUAUUUGAUUGAUCAGAAUCGAUAUCUAUACUUUGGAGGCAAGAACCCAUUCAAUAUUAAGGAUUUGUAAUAGGAAGAGAAGUAGCCAUCUCCUCCAAAAAGCGACGGAAUAUCCUUUAAAAUAGGUGCUCCAAAGUAGACAAGAGUGAGUAGUCCAUUUAGUAAUCAAGAAUGCUAGGAUUAUGUGUACAUAUUGGAUCCAGCUACUUAUUCAUGGAGUAUCAAGAAAUGUACAGGGAAACCCCCAACUAGAAGAACGAGUGCAUAGGUUUGGUAUGAAGCACCACUGUUGUAUGUGUAUGGAGGGAUCACAUAUGAGAAUAAAACUGUUAGUGAUUUGUACAUAUUGAAUACAGAGAAGUUUGUGUGGAAACGAUUCUUUUAUUUGGAAGGUCCUCCAGGUAGAUUGCAUUUUGGAUUCUCAACUUAAGGAAUGAAGAAAUAUUUGAUGGGGGGAGCAAGUAUGCCUGAAAAUCUAUUGAUGGAUGAUGUAUGGCAAUUGUCUUUUGAAAAUGUGGCAUGGGAAACUCAAUCAUUGGAGUUACCAGGAAUUACUUGGGAGAAACUGCCAUUUGAUGAUAUGCCAGCUAUCAAAGCACACACUAUGAUACAAGUAUCAGAUAAAGAGUUGUUGGUCUAUGGAGGAUUCAAUAAAUAAAAAUAAUGUUAGGAUCGUUGUCUAUUAUUGGAUAUAGAGACUUACGAUAUAAGUUAAUUGGAAUUGAAAGGAUAAUCACCUGGUUAGAGAGCAUUUCAUGAAUUAUUGGUCGUUAAGGAGAACUUAUUGUGUUUGUAUGGAGGAUACAAUGUGAAUGAGAAUUAGUUAAAGAAUUCAGAGCCUUUGAAUGAUCUAUAUCUAUUGAAUUUGAAUGAAGGGUAUUGGUCUAAACCUGUUGCUGGUGGUUAUAUUCCAGCUCCUAGGUUUGGUUAUGUGAUGUCAUGCAAUCAAAAUGAAGUUCAUGGAGAAAUCAUGUUAUUGGGAGGGAGAUUGAAUGAUGGGACUGUAGAAUUAAUGCAUAUAUGCAAAGAGAGGGCUUGGGAUGAGAAAGAUGAGAAGGAGAAGAACAAAUAUGAUACGUAUAGAGAAUUGAAGAAGGAGAACAAAACUGUCACUGUUCCAACUUUGACUUUAGUAUUUGAUGAGGCUGAAAAGAUCAUUUUGGAAUAGAAGAGAACUAUUGGUGAAAAAGAAAAGGACUUGAAACAAUUGUAAUAGAAUUCCCAAUUGCUUGAAUAGAAGGCUGAGAAGUUGCAGGAAUAAAUUGAUAUUGGAAAAUUGAAGAUGGAUUAGGAUCUUGAGAAUACAAGAAUCGAAAUAACCGAACUCAAUCAAAAGGCUGAUCAAAGUCAGUCUACAAUAAAUAGGAUAUUGCAAUUGUUGGCAUUUGAAAGGAAGAAAAGGAAACUUGUAUACAGGAAGGCUUUGGCUUUGGAAGAUCUUUACAGGAAAACAUCCUUGUAUAUUUUUGAAAUGGACAAAGUGUUUGUGAAGGGACAGAGUGAGAAUCUCUUGGAGACAUCUAUCAAUGAAGACAUCCUCAAUCUCAUUGAUUAGAGAAAUCUUUUGAAGAGAGAUACAAAUAAGAAAUACAAGUGA